AUGCGAUAUUGUGGUGGAAGCUGGAGCUGGUAUGUGACCGGGUUGACCUGCUUGGUGAUGGUGAAUGGGCCAAUGAACCUGGGACUCAGCUUCCGGCAGGGCAGACGCAGCCUGAUGUCCCUGACCUUCUGUCAGCCAGACCUUCUGUCCAGAAUGAUGUCUACAACUGUGGGGGAGGAAGUACAAAAGGUAAUUUCCAAAGCGCUGCCUGGUCUUCUUGAAGAGAAGAAAGAACAGUUGCUGCAGAGACUUUUUAGCUGGGGUGUGGAGAGCACAGAUGACCUUAAGUAUGUGGAGGGAGCUCCUGGAGUGGACCUGUCUGAUUUACUCCCGCCCAUCCAGAUUCGCAAACUGCUAGACAGCUUUAAGAGAGCUGGAGAACAAAAUCCAUCUGCUGAUGUCCCUGCAACAAUACCUCCGCCUUCCUCCACUGUCACCUUAGACACCAUUAGCCCACCAAGCCUUUCUUCAACCCCAGCUGUUACUUGGCCUGAGUCAUUUCAGGUUCCUUGGAACCAAAUGCCGAGCGAAUUACGCAGUGCAAUAGCGAAUGGAAAGAGACCACUCCCCGCUGAUCGACGCAAAAUGAUUUGCAUCAUUGUUAAUGAAAUUAGGAAACAUGAAAAGAAUCCAAGCAAAGCACAGUGCCUUGCUGUUGCUCUCAAAAUUGUCAAACAGUAUCCAAAGAGCUUUUCUGAUUUUGAUGAUGCUCAAGAAAAAAAUGAAAUUGGGUACUACUCCCUCUUGAAACAAAUAAAAACCCGUGUUGAACACGUCAAUAGAGAUAAUACUUUAUCACGCAGGCGUCGGAUCAGGGGAGUAACUGACACACCUGAGAGAAUGCAAUGCAGAGAACCAACAGCCACAUACGGAUGUACACAGUGGCAGCCUGAGCCUCCGCUUGCAAAUUCUGAUGAUGUACUUGAGGAAAAAAGACAAACUUUAGAGAAUUUGUAUCAGCAAUAUGGGAAAAGUGGAGCUGACAGGGGUGAUGUUUGUGCCUUGAUGAAGGAAACUUACUAUUUGCAAAGAAAGCACAUCAAUGACACAGAAGCACCUCCUAUCAAAGACCUCAAAAGCAAAUGGCCAUACCUGUUUGUGCAAAAGCACAUAUUUGCACAUUUUGAGGAGCUUACCAGUAUCCCCAUACACAAAAGGCUCAACCAGGCCAUGCAGGAGUAUGGUAAAGUCCUCGUCGACUUCUUUAAGAGCAAACCCACAAAUGAUGUUGUCAAGAAACUCUUGUCGAGCAAAGAAGAAGAAGUUGGACCCCUUGUGAUUAAACUCAUCCUGGCCCAUUUCCGAGAGGAUCCGGAUGGACUUCUGCUAUUUGCAGAUGUAAGUAUAUAGCUGAAAACCACUAUUUUUGGUUUUUGUAUGUUCUUGUAAAUAUUUUUUAUGGACAGGCCUUCCACUGGGAUCCUGUUUUUGAAAGCCAUAUCACUGAUCCUGGUAUGAUAGGCAUCAUUUAGAAGUUUUGGAGAGAACCUUGUAAAAAAAAAAAAAAAAGUUUUUUCUCCCCUUUAUAGAGGUGUGCCACAGCAGCUGACCUACAAGUGACACACACCAUACCCGGGAGCCCACGGCUUAUUGUGCUUGGUAAGUCUGCACGAGUGUGCACACUCUUUAUUGACCAAAACUUGGACUUGACAGGAAAAAAAAAAAAAAAAAAAGAAAAGCUUGUGUGUAACUACUUUAACAGUGUACUUUUUUUUUUUGUUUUUUUUUUGUAAGAAGAAUUGAUUUAUUGUUGUGAUUGUUUUCAGUUUUGUUUUUAUCUCUAAGGAUGUUUCUUAGUCUGUGUCACUGGUAUCACCCGGUAUUCAGCUGUACACUGAUUACAUUACGCCGCCGUUUUGCUUUUUUAUAGGAAUAAAAACAGUUUAGUUUAGCUGGACAAUGGAUGCUACAGUUGUAAACUGAAAGCAUCUUGCUUUAAUCUUUAAUUUGCUUAUUGUUUUUUUUUUUUUUUUUUUUUUUCAAUUCAACAAUAUACAUAACCAAAAAAGGUGUAGGCGGAGGCCUUUGCUUAUUAUGCCUACCCUUUAUACAUAAUGCAAGACAUUUUCCAAAAUGUACAUACAUAAUUACAAAAAUACACACAUUUCAGAUAUUAAUACAACAGUUUAAAUAUAUCAUACACAAAUUAAUCAUAUUAAGUUAUAAUAUUAUUCAUCACCUUGUU
Ctenopharyngodon idella (grass carp) is the source of this 2185-nucleotide messenger RNA. RefSeq lists its product as uncharacterized. The transcript is spliced from 3 exons. The coding region runs from base 1 to 1350 and encodes 449 amino acids. The record is from RefSeq and is a predicted model, not a curated record. Lineage: Eukaryota; Metazoa; Chordata; Actinopteri; Cypriniformes; Xenocyprididae.